Molecule: messenger RNA, 1623 nt
Organism: Astyanax mexicanus (Mexican tetra)
Lineage: Eukaryota; Metazoa; Chordata; Actinopteri; Characiformes; Acestrorhamphidae
Product: titin
Exons: 7
Coding region: 187-1623 (478 amino acids)
Source: RefSeq, a predicted model, not a curated record
CUCCACCCUUUCUGUGCUUCCUGAAAAGCUUUGCUUGUUCAGACUUGCAGACAAUGAGUCAUGCUCUGUUUUAUCAUUUCUAAUAUCUAAAAAUAUUUAUUUUCAGCUUAUAUUAGCUUAUAAUGACCCUUAUGAUGGACUAAGCCUGGGGAAAAGCUGGGACUUUAUGGCAACGACUGAUUUAAAAUGAAGAAGAGAUGGACUCUAUUGUUCUCUGUUUUACUGGGAAUCUUCAGCUGUGUAUCAGUAUCCAGAGCUUCAGCUCGGCAGGUGGAGGUGCUGAAUGGAGCUGUGGGAGAAUCUGUUACAUUCUCUACUAGAGUUCCUGUAACUGGUUCUAUAACAUAUGAAGGCAACAAUAUUGGACUGGUGAUCAAUAAACAGACUGAUACAGACUCUGAUGAGAAGUUUAAGAAUCGUCUCUCCUGGAGCAGCGAGUUCUUCACUCUCUCAGAUCUGAGAUCAGAUGAUUCAGGAGUUUAUAUUGUAGAGAGCACUAGAGAAGAGAAAGCAAAGCAGGUUUACCAGCUGAUUGUGUACGAUAAAGUAUCAACUCCUCGGGUGAUCACACUGAACCCCUAUUCUCCAGAGAGUGAUCUGUGUUUACUGCAGUGUUCAGUGAGGAACGUGAGAGGACUGAAUCUCUCCUGGUUUAGAGGAAAUGUUCAAUUAAACCAAACCAGCAGCUCCAACAGCUCCAGUCCUGAAACCACACUGAUCCUCCCUCUGGAAAUUCAGCAGAUAGAUAAAGACAUCUUCAGCUGUGAGGCUUCAAACCCAGUCAGCAAGCAGAACAUCACUGUCAACUUCACAGAGCUUUGUCUUCAGAAACCUGGAAUCUUCAGCUGUGUAUCAGUAUCCAGAGCUUCAGCUCGGCAGGUGGAGGUGCUGAAUGGAGCUGUGGGAGAAUCUGUUACAUUCUCUACUAGAGUUCCUACAUCUGGUACUAUAACAUAUAAAGACAGAACCAUUGGACAGGUGUUGAAUAAACAGACUGAAAUUAAUGAGAAGUUUAAGAAUCGUCUCUCCUGGAUCAGCGAGUUCUUCACUCUCUCAGAUCUGAGAUCAGAUGAUUCAGGUGUUUAUUCUGUAGAGAGCUAUAGAGAAGUGGAAACAAAGCAAUCUUACCAGCUGAAUGUUUUCGAUAAAGUAUCAACUCCUCGGGUGAUCACACUGAACCCCUAUUCUCCAGAGAGUGAUCUGUGUUUACUGCAGUGUUCAGUGAGGAACGUGAGAGGACUGAAUCUCUCCUGGUUUAGAGGAAAUAUUUUAUUAAACAAGACCAGCAGCUUCAACAGCUCCAGUAUCAACACCACACUGAACCUCCCUCUGGAAAUUCAGCAGAUAGAUAAAGACAUCUUCAGCUGUGAGGCUUCAAACCCAGUCAGCAAACAGAGCAUCACUGUUAACUUCGCCAAACUCUGUCCUCAUAAACUCGAUAAAAUCACUGAUGAUAACAGGUCGUACAUCAUCCUUGUUAUUAUUACUGUGAUCCCUGUGGUAUUAUCACUGGCAGUAAUAGUGAUGAUCACAUUUAAAGAAAGAAGAAAACAAGAAACCAGUCGCAGCUUAAAAGGCAGUAAUGGAAUCUAUCAGCCUGCCAGGAGGAAAAGAGCAGAUUGA